AUGGAAAAAGAAAAAAAAACAGUGAAUAUUCUACUGCUAGUUACGGGCAGCAUUGCAGCCGUAAAGGUGGGUUUACUUUUGGACCAACUUGUUGAUGAGGCGUGCAGUGUUCGCAUUGCUGCAACCAAAUCUGCUUUUCACUUCAUCACACGGGCUCAGCACUCCAGAAAGGGUAUACAACUUAAUCGGAUUCUGACGGAUGAGGAUGAAUGGAAGGAGUGGCAGGGGAUGAAUGAUGCAGUGAUGCAUAUUGAGCUUCGUAGAUGGGCAGACAUUGUCGUCAUAGCCCCUCUUGACGCUAAUACAUUAGCGAAAUUGGCUGUUGGUAUGUGUGAUAAUCUCGUUACAUGUGUUAUGCGAGCGUGGGAGGUACGCAAGAAACCUGUGGUGUUGUGUCCAGCUAUGAAUACCGCCAUGUGGACGCAUCCUGUCACCGCUCAACAGUUGCGUACGUUAUGUGAUUGGUACGGUGGUGAUCCCUCUCAGUUACAUAUUGACGUCGAAGAAGCUAAUGAGGAGGGGUUUAAAGCAGUGCUACCCAACACCUUAGAAACCUCUCUGUUCCAAAUCGUUGGCCCGGUGAAGAAGCGACUGGCGUGUGGUGACGUUGGUAUUGGUGGAAUGGCUCCUGUGGAAGAAGUGGCACGGGCAAUAAAACACACAGCAAGCCUCAUUAGAGCUGCGCGCGCCACACCAGCAACCACUCUCGAAAAUGAAACGAAUAAGAACGGUAAGGGCGCGGAUGAACCGCAAUAA
Messenger RNA from Trypanosoma brucei brucei TREU927, 756 nucleotides. RefSeq lists its product as hypothetical. The record is from RefSeq and is a predicted model, not a curated record. Gene Ontology annotation, molecular function: phosphopantothenoylcysteine decarboxylase activity; FMN binding. Gene Ontology annotation, biological process: coenzyme A biosynthetic process. Gene Ontology annotation, cellular component: phosphopantothenoylcysteine decarboxylase complex. The transcript has a single exon. Bases 1 to 756 code for a protein of 251 amino acids. Lineage: Eukaryota; Euglenozoa; Kinetoplastea; Trypanosomatida; Trypanosomatidae.